GAGGGCGAGGCUGACCAGGGAGCAGCGGGAGCUGCAUCGGUUCCGGAACGUGCUGCGGAAGGACGACUUCAUAUGCUUGGAGAGGGUCAAGGGCCAGCUCGUCAACAUCCUCGCCGGCCUGGAGCUCCACGCCGGCGUGUUCAGCACCGCCGAGCAGAAGCGCAUCGUCGACUGCGUCUACGGCCUGCAGGAGAUGGGCAAGCGCGGGGAGCUUGGAGAUCGUACAUAUACAGAACCUGAGAAAUGGAUGCGUGGUAAAGGGCGGGUAACAAUUCAAUUUGGAUGCUGUUAUAACUAUGCUACGGACAGGAAAGGAAAUCCACCAGGCAUCAUUCGAACUUUUGUUUCUGAUCCGAUCCCUGAACUAUUUAAGGUCAUGAUCAAGAGAUUGGUAAGGUGGCGUAUUCUGCCAACGGAUUGUGUGCCAGACAGUUGCAUUGUCAACAUGUAUGACCCUGGAGAUUGCAUCCCACCACAUAUAGACAGCCAUGAUUUUGUUCGACCAUUUUGUACUGUUUCAUUCCUCAGUGAAUGCAACAUACUUUUUGGGUCUAGUCUGAAAAUCGCUGGUCCUGGAGAAUUUACGGGCUCAUUUGCAAUUCCUCUGCCCGUUGGGUCUGUGCUCGUCAUAAAUGGCAAUGGUGCUGAUGUUGCAAAGCAUUGUGUUCCAGCGGUACCAUCCAAAAGGAUAUCCAUUACCUUCAGAAAAAUGGAUCCUGCAAAGCGUCCAUUCAGUUUCAAGGAUGAUCCUGAACUGCUGAACAUUACUCCUCUCGAAGCACCAGCUGCACCCGAGACUAGCAGAUCCUCGGAUGAAGGCAAGGGGAAGCAGCUUGGCGUACAAACUCGGGAUCCAGGCAGCAGAUCAUCCAGAAGCAGGAAAUCCAAAGGAAGAACGACACCUGCUGGAAAGGCUGGAUGGGGGGGCAUUCUUGGAGACCAACCUCCACAGCACCCACAGAGCCCCAUCUCCAGUGUGAGCUCUGAGAGAGAGAGGGACUCCAUUGGGAGGUCGAGAGAGCCAAGGUAUCCACCGGGUUCUGACAGAGAAAGGGACUCCGUUGAGAGGCCGAGAGAGCCAAGACAACCGCAUGACACGCCAUCUCAUGGCGAGGACCUCAGAGACCGGCUGAACAGGCCGCCUCAUGAGAGGACGCCUGGCAGCGGCGUGUUCUUCGUCAACAACGGCGCGGACUCCCAGGCCAGGGGGCAACGGAUGGAGCACAGGCAGCUACAGAUGAUCAACCGCACCAUCAACGACGACAUGGACUCCCUCUCCGUCGGGAGCCACGAGUCCUCUGACCAGCCCCGUGUCAGCGUGCGGACCAUACACAACAGACCAAGGACCAGAAUAAACCUGGGCUGGUAGCCAGCCAUACCAUGUGUGACCGACCAUGUCUGUACUCAAAAUCUUCAGACGCAAUGUCUGGAAAAGUUUAUCGAUACCUGGAAACUGGGAAGGGAAAGUUGAGAUGUACAUUUCAGGAACUGAAAUUCACUGAUAGAUACUGUAGUCAGGAGCCUAUUCUGUAGAUAAUCAGAGCUGUUAUUUUUUUCCUGGAAUGCUGUAAUUGUGUCUUGGUGUGGAUGUUGCGUUGCGUGGGCUGGAUUAUUGAUGGCUGAAUAAUAUUGGCUGGGUGUAGGGCAGGAGUUUUUCCUGGAGUUAAUAUGCUGUGAUUGUGUGCCGGGUAACA
This is a messenger RNA of Triticum urartu, 1694 nucleotides long. NCBI's taxonomy places the organism in Eukaryota, Viridiplantae, Streptophyta, Magnoliopsida, Poales, Poaceae. The record is from RefSeq and is a predicted model, not a curated record.